Messenger RNA from Trichoplusia ni (cabbage looper), 6549 nucleotides. It is a transcript of the gene Klp31E, whose product is annotated as kinesin-like protein KIF21A. The transcript is spliced from 27 exons. The record is from RefSeq and is a predicted model, not a curated record. Gene Ontology annotation, biological process: mitotic spindle organization; microtubule-based movement. Gene Ontology annotation, molecular function: microtubule motor activity; ATP binding; microtubule binding. The coding region runs from base 380 to 5050 and encodes 1556 amino acids. Lineage: Eukaryota; Metazoa; Arthropoda; Insecta; Lepidoptera; Noctuidae.
CCAGACGUUCCGUAUCGUUUGUUUUGUCAGGCACUCGCGUUCGGGUCAGUUGUCAAAUGUAAUUUGUGUGAGAUCGCGAGUGACAAUCGCAUCCACUUCCCUAUUACCGUUUUAAAUGAAAUACGAUUGUUUAAUACAUAAUUGCGUGCCGUAUUUAUGAAAAUAGUGUCUGUAAAUCAUGAAAACCGUAUUCGGAAGCUAAAAAGACGAAAAAUACGUGGUCUAAAUAAUAAAAUUACUUUAAUUUUGCCACAAUGGUGAAAGAUGGACGUAAAUAUCGGUCGCUAUCGGUCUAGCUAGCCGUUUUGACGCCGACGUUGAAUGAAAUGUGAUCUAGUGCAACGGAAAUUAAGGAUUUUUUGAACCGCAGUGCGCAGCCAUGUCGGACGAGUCCAGUGUGCGAGUAGCUGUCCGGAUCCGUCCGCAGACGCCCGGUGAGGUUGUCGAAGGAUGCGGUAUAUGCGCGCGCGCCGGCGGCCCGGCCGGCGAGGGUGGCGUGGCGCUAGGCUCGGAGCGGGCCUUCACCUUCGACUACGCCUUCGAGCCGUCCUCCUGCCAGCAGCUGGUCUACGACACCUGCGUCAGGAAGCUGGUGGAAGCAGCCCUCGAUGGGUACAAUGCUACCGUACUCGCGUAUGGACAGACCGGCUCCGGCAAAACCUACACGAUGGGCAGCGGUUGGGAGGGCGAGGGUGACGGCGACGAAGAAAGACGCGGCAUCAUCCCGCGCGCCAUCCGCGACCUGUUCGCCGGCGCCGAGGCGAGGGCUGACGACGCGCGCGCGCAGGGCCAGCUCCCGCCAGAGUUCUCCGUACAAGCGCAGUUCAUAGAGCUCUACAAUGAAGACAUUGUCGAUCUACUUGACCCAGCUAAGGAUCCGUUUGCUAAGGGAGCACUUAGGAUAACAGAAGACGGAUGUGGCGGCGUCAAAAUAGUAGGUGCUUCAAUGAGAGCCGUCCGAGGCGCGAGGGAAGCUCUAGGAGCUCUUCGCGCUGGAGCUCUAGCACGAACAACAGCAGCUACCAACAUGAACUCUUCAUCGUCACGAUCACACGCGGUCUUCACUCUGCUGCUGCGUCAGAGGCGGCUGGCGGCCGACCAGGACGCGACUGUCGACAGGGAGGCCGAUGCAGAGGCGCCCGAACAAUACGAGACGCUCACAGCCAAGUUCCAUUUUGUUGAUUUAGCUGGAUCCGAAAGACUGAAACGUACUGGUGCAACCGGCGAGCGCGCACGCGAAGGUAUUUCAAUUAACUGCGGCCUGUUAGCUCUCGGUAACGUUAUAUCCGCUCUCGGCGACAAGUCUCGCAAAGUACUGCACGUUCCGUACCGAGACUCGAAGCUCACCAGGCUGUUACAAGACUCAUUAGGGGGGAACAGUAACACCGUCAUGAUAGCCUGCGUGUCCCCCAGUGAUAGGGACUUCAUGGAGACUUUAAAUACGCUGAAGUAUGCCAACCGAGCGAGGAAUAUCAAGAACAGAUGUGUGGUGAACCAAGAUCUGACGUCACGGACUAUUAAUCAAUUGAGGCAAGAGGUGGCGAGGUUGCAACUAGAACUUGCUGAAUAUAAACAGGGCAAACGAGUAAUAUCAGAAAAUGGCGAGGAAGGUUGGAGCGAUGUCGUCCAAGAAAAUGCUAUCCUUACUGGAGAAGUAGAAUCACUGAGACGGCGAGUGAAAGCCAUGCAGGGCACCAUCGAGCAGUUGUCAGCCAGGAACAGUGAGCUGAUCGCUGAGAAGGCGUUAGGCAACUGGGCGCCCAAGGAUGGCAGUCCAGAUGCUAACGACUGUUCUCUCACGUCGUUAGUACAGGGUUACGUAAGCGAAAUCGAGGAUCUUCGAGCGCAGCUAUUAGAAUCAAACGCGAUGUAUGAAGCGAGCCGCAAGCGAGAGGCGACGGUCGCGAGGACACGUAACGACUCAGUGCAAGACCCGUCGCUAAUCAUAGACGAUGCCAAACGGGAACUUUAUAAGGAAAAAGAGCUUCUUGCUCGUAGUAUGGGUGAGCUGGAGUUCCAGCGUAAGCUGAACAUGAGUGAGAGUAUGACGAGUGCAGUGGACGACCGGCCUAUAGGAGAGAGGGAGCGCGCGGAGGGCGAGAGUGCUGAAGACUCGGAGCCCUCCGACGGGGAUGGAGAGCCCAGUGACUCGGAUGAGGAAGAUUCUGAGGCUAAAGGUCAACGCGUCCUAUCAGCUCAACUGGCAGCGUUAAGUGAGGAUAUAGACACGAAGGCUCGCCUCAUAGAACAGCUGGAACUGUCGCAGCGUCGCCUGCAAGCACUGAGGAACCAUUACGAGCAGCGCCUAGAUACUCUGCAUCAUCAGAUCAAAGCCACCAAUGAUGAGAAGGAUAAGGUGCUCGCUUCUCUUGCAACACAAGCAUCGCCUCCGAGUGAAAAGCUGAAACGUGUGAAGGAAGAAUACGAGCGUCGCGUGGCGGGCAUGUCGCGCGAACUGAAGCGGUUACAGGCGGCCCAGCGGGAACACACGCGGCUACAGCGCUCCCAGCAACAGACCGCUCAGCAGAUAUCCACGCUGAGGACAGAGUUGCAGCAUAUGAAGCGAGAUAAGGUGAAAUUAGUACAACGUAUGCGCGAAGAAGCGAAACGUCAUGCCCAAGCUGAAGCGGUGCGAGCUAAAGAGGUGGCCCAACUGCGAAAGGAAUCUCGUAAGAACGCCAACUUGAUACGAUCAUUAGAAGCUGAAACUAAGAUGAAAGAAGCGGUACUAAGACGUAAGCAAGAGGAGGUAUCCUUGUUAAGACGAGGACAUCGAGACAAGCUUAGCAGUCGUGCUGCGGGCAGGUUACAUGAUCGCUCCCGAUCUCGCAAGAGCACGUCAUACCGCGAGGCGUGGUCCCGCCUCGAGUGCUGGGUGUCGCGCGCGUGCGCGGCGCGCUGCACGCUGGGCGAGCUCGAGGCCGCGCUCGAGCGCCUGCUGCAGCAGCGGGAGAAGGCGCGCAACAGCGAACAGGACCCCGACGCGAAACACCUGCUGCGCUACCUCAGGGACGCCAUUGCUGAUACACAGGCGCAGAUCAUGCAGAUUGAGGAGGAAAACGACGAGACCAUGCUCCCCCGCCUGCUGGACCACAUCGACUCGGUGGAAGCUGGGCGCUACUCGCUGGAGAGACUGUCUGCGCUCACGCUGCAGCACGCGCAGGACGCCGCGCGCAACCUCAAGAUGUUGCACGACAUGCGCGCGCAGCUUAAAGAGUUGGAGGAGAGUACGGAGCGCACGGCCAGCGCGCUGCGCGCGGCGGGCGCGGCGGGCGACCACAACCUGAACCCGUGGGGCGCGCCGCCCGCCGCGCUGGCCGCGCUGCUGGCGCACGUGUCCUCCGGGACCUCCACGCGCUCCGUGUCGCCCGUCGACAGUGCUCUGUUAAACGAAUCGCGGCCUAAGAACGGUAUUCGCGAGUCGAGUACGGCGCCAACUUCCCCUCCAGAUGACAACACCAACUCUCCGUUCCAACGAAACACUGUCCGGCGCGGUUCAGUCCGGCUGCGAGACCUGGGCGUGUUCGGUCGCGAGGAGGACCCCAUGACGCAAUCUAUGGUGGAGACCGGGCCGCCGAGACCCGCGCCGCUUAGCCGAGUGCCUAGCGCGCCUGGGAGCCUGCGAGGUCUACAGCCACUAGGGGCUGCCCCAGGGGCCCAGUCCCCCGCCGUCCAGCGUCGCGCGGCCCCCAUCCCGCCGGAGUCCCCGCGGCCGCCGCGCCGACACCACAACCUCUCCAAACCUGCAUCAUUAGAGGCGAGCGCGACAGCGGGCACGCCGCCCGCCUCGCCCGGCGCGUCGCGGCGCGCGCGCGAGGAGGACGUCUUCCUCAGGCUGGCCGGCGCGGGGAACGACAACACGCCGCAGGGAGUCGUCAAAGAGAUCGCGCUUAAGCGUGUGAGCGGCAGCGGUGGCAACAACACGGGCGCGUGGCUGCAGUGCACGCACGUGGCGGAGGGCCAUGCCGGCGCUGCGCUCGCGCUCGCCUCCACAUCCGACAUGCUGUUCAGCGGGGGAGUCGACCGCACAGUCCGCGGCUGGGACUUCACGGUGGGAGUAGAAACCUGGCGUGGCUGGUGCGGCGGCGGCGUGGCGGCGCUAGCGGCCGGCGAGCGGGACGCGACUCACUCGCGCCUCGUACUGGCUGCUGCCGGCGCCGCGGUCAGGAUGUUCGAUACCAGAUCUCGAACCCCUGUUACUACGCUGUGGUCAUCAGGAGUGACAGGCCCGUGUCCUGCUAACCGUGGCGUGGGCGGUGAAGUGGCUGUGACAGCGCUAGCGCUCACACAACAGCACCGCCUCUACACCGCCGCCGGUGACAAGCUGCGACUGUGGGACCUGCGCAUGAUGGAAUGCCUCAGCAAGCUGUGGACGGGCCACGCGGCGGCUGUCAUGUGCUUAGCUAUAGGACGAGCGCCGCAGGGGGACCUGGUGGCUACCGGCUCCAAGGACCAUUAUGUUAGGACACUGGACAUGCAGCCGCAAGACACAGGUAGUUGGGAGGCCAGUAACCGCUGGCUGCUGGAGCCGCCGCACUACGACGGCGUGCAGGCGCUGGCGCUCUGCUGCGACGACACUGUACUGUACAGCGCGUCCAGAGACACCAGCCUCAAGAGGUGGAGCCUCACUGAUCAUACACUCUCACAUGGCGUGAUGAACGCGCACAAGGGCUGGGUGACGGGCGUGUGCACGCUGGGCGGGGGGGCGGAGCUGCUGGUGGCGAGCUGCGGGCGCGACGCGGCGCUGCGCGUGUGGGGCCCCGCGCUGCGCCCCGCCGCCGCGCCCGCCGCGCUGCCCGACCUGCCGCACGCCCUGCGCGCGCACCCCGACCACACGCUCAGGGCGCUAUACACCGUCGGGAAGUAUGUAUGCCCCCCUCUUGCCCCUCCCUCCCUCUUACUCCUUGUUGGACGUCAAUUAAUUUUGUUGUUCUUGUCGUUUGUCGUUGUCAAUUUAUCCCUUCGACUGAUAACAGUCCGUCAUGGCUGUGUUGGUGGAGCAUCGCAACAUUCGCACUUGUCAUAUCAACUUUACUUGAUGUUUCGGUAAUGUCAAUCAGUACAUCCAAUUAGUGUAUGUGAUUGUUAACGUUUAUUCAUCAAAAUGUAGCUUUGAAAUUUGAUAUAAAAAAAAUACAUUUCAAAUCAUGACUCUUUAUUUUAACGUUCCUCAAUUUACUUAUUAAUGUAACAUCUUAGUUAACCCUAUUUUGUUUGUAUAAUUUCCUAACCAUAUUAUUACAUGUCUAGAUUCUCUAAACUUAAUUGAAUUAUUCGAUUCUAAAUUUUUUUAUUGUAUUGAUAAUUAUAAUCUACCUAAACUUUACCUAUAAUUUCCAAACCAUACAAUAGUUAUUAUCAGUCUCUGUAGGAGAGAAACGGCCGUAUUCAAGAACUAGAGUAAAUUGUCGCCUUUACGUAUCUUGCUGUCUUUCUCACUAUCAAACGAACGAGACAGAAAGACACUUAAGCAUGUUACUUAAAGCUGAUUGAGGGACAGAGAAAUAAUCUUGCAAGUUGCGAUGCAUUGCAGGCUAUGGUAAAUCUCUUCUGACACUACAGCCGCUCUGUCCCGCAAUGUAUUACAACCUGCACAAAUUUCUCACAUCGUCCAAAUUAAUUAAGUAUGGUUCUUGUAUACGGCUGUCAGUGUUGAGGUAGCGAAGUAACAUUGGAGUGUGUUGCAGCGGCGGCGAAGUGCGCGCGUGGCGGGUCACCGUCGAGCAGUGAGCGGCAUCAGGUGCUUACGACACUACACAUUGCACACAUACAAACAAACAACAAGACUAAUAAAAAAAAAAUGUUAUUAAAACCUCAUUUUUGAUGUUGUAUCCAAGUGGGCUUGAGCCAAUUAGCACUCUAAUUUAAUAAGAUUGUGUUGCUGUCCAAAAUUAUUGUGAUCUCUAAUGAUUAAAUUUUAAUAUAAUAAUUUUGAGGUUGUACGGAAUUCAGUAUACACACAGCAAGUACACAUACAAAAGUUUGAUUUUAUACCUUUUGCUUUUAUCCCUGCAAUUUGUAUUUCUUUUCAAUUUGGUGGUUUUGCUUACUUGAACAAAUGAUCCUUAUACAUCCAAAUACAUGAAAACACAGUUUUACACCUAUGCACUUAUCCUGAGCAUACAUUAUAUGUGCGUACCGUAAGACCACAUAUUCACAGCUUAUAAACCACGAAAAUCACAACAAGCCUUAAUAUGGGGGCUUUAUGUCCCAAAAAAAUAUAAUAAAAAAAAGAUUUAACAAAAAGUAUCUUGCGCAGAUACACUACAUUGCUAGCAGAAGAAUCGCCGUUAAAAAUGUUGUCGACCCCUGCAAUAUCAGGGAUAAUCAACUUCACAAACACAUCUGAACCACAGACACAAUAGCUUUAGAUGUCGCUACUCACUAACAAAUGACCCGAUAUUCUAGCUUUGUACUUAUUAUAAAUGUAUAUUAUUGUAUGAAUAGUGUAUCGGGUUUAAAUAGUUACUAAUAUUCAGCUUCAAUCAUGUAGAUUUGAGUAUCAUUCAUGAUUAAACAUACAUUCAGUCAUUUUGCCGGUUUUCUUCG